Messenger RNA from Parus major (Great Tit), 6634 nucleotides. RefSeq names its product osteoclast stimulatory transmembrane protein (gene OCSTAMP). Bases 4705 to 6153 code for a protein of 482 amino acids. The transcript has 3 exons. Gene Ontology annotation, cellular component: membrane. The record is from RefSeq and is a predicted model, not a curated record. NCBI's taxonomy places the organism in Eukaryota, Metazoa, Chordata, Aves, Passeriformes, Paridae.
CCAGGAGGAGCAGAAGGGCAGUGCAGUCCUGUUAAGCAGAGGAGCAAUGGGAAAACCCCUUGGCCCAGCAUCUCAGGGCUGCUCUGCUAAAGAGCCUUGGAGCUCACCCCAAAUCCCUGCUCUGCUUGGCUGUGCUGGGUUUGGGCACUGCCGUUCUGCUUGGGUGCUCCUCAUCAUGCCUUAGCAAAGAUGGGCUGAAUGGGAAGGGAAAAUUGCUCCCUGCAGUUUGCUUUCUUAGCCAGCUGUCCAUGAGCAGCACGGGAUUGCUGUCCUGGGCCAGGGAACAGGGAACAGGGAACAGGCUGUGCCCGCAGGAAGGAGCCCCACGGUCCCACUGCUCUGAGCCACUGCUGUUGCUGCAUCCUCAUCAGCCACUGGGACAGAGCUGCCUCUAUCCCUGCAGCCUGGAGGACAGGCAGCAAGAGUUUUGGGAUCAUCCAGUUCCAAAGGGUAACAUCCAGUCCAGCUCCCCUGCAGAUGUUGGGGACACAGGUUUGUUCAUGCUCUCAGCUCUGACUUGGUGCAUCCUCGGUGAUCGAAUCCUGGAUGGUUUUCCUUGGGCUUGAAAGAGCUGAGACCACAGAGUUUGUGUAGAAGUCUCCAAAAAUCACUUCCAGUGUCCUGGCAUGCCUGUGGCACUGUCUAUCCAGGGAUCAGGAAGUAUUUCACAAAUGCAGCCAGGGCAGGGUUGUGAUCUCUGUACCAACGUGAGAAACUGAGGCAGAGAGGAGACCAGUGACUUACCCAAGUCACAAUGAGGCCUUGGCACACCUGGGAAAGGUGUAAGAAGCACCUGGACCCUAAACCUCUCUAGUCUAAGACCUGUUUGUCAGCUCUGUCAGCAGCCCCUGUAUUUCCCAGGGCUCCCCAGAGGAUCUGAUUUAUCUAAUUCUGCUCUUUUUAUACCCAGGCAUCUGUGAGAGUAAGACUAGUCUGGCAUGCUUGACUUUUAAUUAAAUUUUUAAGCUGAGAUUUUAAGAUUUAGUAUUUCUGGGGUUCAAAGGUGAACAGGCCUGCAUGAAUAAUUUCUGAUUCUAUUUGCUGCUGCUAGUACUAAGAUUUGUCAAAAGCAGCUUUUAAUGGCAAUUCAACCCCAUUAGUUUUGAAGGGUCUGUGAUAAGUGUAGAGAUAUGAAAAUUCCCAGGAAAGGCUAUUUCAAGUGCUGUAGUAACCUUCUGUAACUUUGACUGUUAUUUUAAAGGAACUUUGCUUGCCUAUGCACCAUUUCUCUAGGAAUGUAAAAAUCCAACAACCAUCACAAAAGCCAUUCACAUUAGCAGCCUCCUUGUGAAUUUUAAUUAACAGGAAAUUCCACUCACGCAUUGAAAUUCAACAUCCAGAAUAUCUCUGCUUUACUCCUUUGAUGUUCCCCAUCCAGUCCUGGACCAACAUCCCUAUGUUCUCCUGAGACACUCAGAGGAAAAUAAUUUUGGUUUAUUUACAGUAGAAAAGCAUUUUGUCGUUGUCUUUUAUCCCAGGAGCAUUUGAGUUACUUUACAAACUGUUCACACGGAGGAGCUGCUCUGUGGGUCCUUACAGCAGGGAGUGAUUCCAGAGCUGUGCUCGUCAGUUUGCACUCAGCAGCGAUGCUGGAAUUUCAGGAGAGGCAGGAAAAGAGUCAUGAAACAAAUGAAAGUCCAGCAUGAUAGGGAAUUCAGCUAUUAAAGGUUAGACAGACCUGGUUCCCAUAUCACAUUUAUCCUUCAGAAAGGAUAUUGUUGGGAUUUUCCUAUAUUUCUAUAGUAGUAACUUAAGAAGACAUGAUCUGGCUCUGUUACUGUAAGAUAUUCAUUUGCAAGUGAUUUCAACAAACAAAACCCACCCCUAAUUAGUUAAUCUUUCUCACACCCUCAAUUUCUCAAAUGGGUAGAAUAAUAUGAUCAACAGGCGCUGAUGAGACUGCCAUGGAGAAUUAUCUUCAGACGUAAAUCGUUCUAUUUUAGCCCUUAAUUCUUCUGCUAUCUCCAGCCAUUUUCUUAAGCUGUAUAGUUUACCUCACCCUCUGCCUGGGGUAGAGCGCUGCACCCCCUCCCACCCUGUCACCAUGACAAGGUGACACUGUCACCACAGGUUGAACUUGCAGGUGUCUUGGCACAGGCCCACUCCAAACACUGCAGUCUGCACUUAGAAAUGAGUUUAAAGCCUCUGUCCUGGUGGCUACCAGCUCAGUGCUCAUCCCAAGGCCAGGUAGAGCCAGGCUCUGCCUCCUGGCAGUGAUGCCAGUGGAAUCCUCGGCUGUCUCACAGUUCCAGCAAGCUGCUCACAGGCAUGAGGGGCUCAGUUUCCUCCUGUACUGCUAAAAAGUAAAAAUCUGUGAUGUUGGAAAAUUUUAGAGCUUGAGUUCUACAGAGACUGGAGCUUGUCAAGAAAGCAAAUUCCUUUUAUACCAUCUGGAAAUGACACAGGGUGGGAAAAGGCACCUUGGAGCACCCUGGGAGGACACAGGUUCCUCCUUAUCUGAGAACUCGCCCAACCACAUUUGGGAUUUUUUUCAGAGCCAAAAUGAGCCAGGCCUCGGGGCCCUUGAGCAGAGUGUGACCACAAGAUGUCACAGUUGCUUCGUUGCAAUGUGUGGUCCUGCCUUUCCUGUGUCCCAGUCCUGCCCCUUCCCCACUCCCAGGUGUCCCUAUGGACACACACAUUGGUAUUUGGGGGUUUUGCUGCUGUGUUUUGUUUGUUGGGGAUUUUUUUUUGGCAAAGCAAGCUUGUUCAUUGUGUUCUGGGGAAGGUAAGACAUCUAGGUUUCUAGCUCAUUAGCAGGUCAUUCAUGGUAUAAAAUUGAAGUUAACCCAGAUUUAUGCCAUUGCAUAAACCUGCCCUGUCCAACUGGCAGACAACAAUUUUGAGUAGAGACAGAGGAAAAAAUCUAAGUAUGACUGCAAACAAACACUUCUUGGUGCUGCCAGAGUUACUGCUCAGUGUCCCCACAAACCUCAGGUGCCUUUGCCAGAUGGUGUAGCAGACUCAGAAAACACCACAAUGUUGUGGACUUGGGAGGUUUUUGUUCUUUAUAGACUAUUGCUAAAUGUAUUUCUUUUUCUGCCCCAGAAAGCUGCCUGCACAUCCUGGAUGGGGUCCCAGGGGCUGAUGCUAAUAUCAGUUCACUCUGAAGUAGAGCGAGAAAGGAGUUAAGCCGUAGAAGAAGCUGAUGAGCCUUGCAGGAUCCAGCUAUGGGUCUUUUGGGUUAGUCCCUUAUAGUGUGCACAUUGAAUUCAAGACCUAAUUCAUGGCCUGUGCAAGCAAUUGCUAUGGAUGCUCCAAACAAACAGCACUUUCUUUCCCGCCCGCCUGGCUGGUGCCUCUUCCCGGCUGGAGCCAGGCAGAGUUUCUCAUCCGGCCUCUCUGCUCCAGGGCACCAGGAGGAAAGCUCUGCUCCACCAGCCACACAGGAAAAACAAAACCCCCAACUACAAAGCGGAACUGUUGAGUGGAGCAGCCAGGCACAAGGGACCUGCUGCCUGCAGGAAGGGCAGAGGAAGCAGGCAGAGGUUUGCUCUGCCUGCUGUGCUCGUCAUUCCUUGUGCUCCAGUGCCUGCCGCUGCCGUGGGGUCCAGCCUUGUCCCCUGGGGAAGGUGCUGCUCUCCCACCUCUCUCUGGAGGGCAGAGCCCCACGUGCUUUGUCCCCAGGGUGGCUGGGACAGGGCUGACCUCGAGCCCUUUGCCCUUUCCAGCCCAGGGGAGCAUGAGAACAUCCCGGGGGCUCCCAGCUGGAGGGAGGGCUUGGCUUGGGACAGCGGGUCCCCAGAAGGGAUGGGCUCAGUGGCAGCUGGGUGAGCUGUGUCACGUUUGCCCACAAAUGGUGGCUUAGCAUGAGAGCAUCUGGCCAAGGGGCAGGUUUGGUGGGAGCCAAGGAAGGCUCCUGUAACCCCUGAGCUCAUAAGCGAGGAGCAAACACCGUGGCUGUUCCUCAUCUCCAGGUGAGCAGGUUUGGUGGCUGGAGCUCUGCUGGGCACAUCCUGGGGUCCAGGCUGUUGGUACAUCCUGGCCUGUACAUCUGAGAGCUUCUCAACAGUUUGGGAACCCUGACUGUGGCUGGGUUUUCUCUGCAGUGGAUAGGGAAUUCAGAAAGGUUCAAGAUUGAAACUUCCUCUUCCUCUGCUAGGACUGUGAGAUGAGCCUUGAAGCUGUUUGUGAAGUCUGCAUAUAGUUUCAGAAAGGAGCAGCAGCCUGUCAGAACAGAUGACCAGUUACCAGCUGAGUUGCUGGAUCCUGCUGUGCCCUUUGUGCCAUGAUUGAUGUCUGAAAGAGGAAAAGGUCCCUUUUGCUCUGAGAGAGAUGCCAGCCCUGCUCACUGCUUGCUGGUGGGCAGUGUGAGGAGUAGUCAUCUGAUUUCCCCACAAGGAAUGAUGACACCCCAGGUUCCGUAUGAUCCUUGUGCCAUCUUCGUCAGCCCAUGUGUCAUUGACUCAUUUUUUUUCAGCUGUGUGUCAUUAAAAUAAGCCUUCUCUGCAACAAGAAUAAGACCAGAAAAAGUGUAGAGCCCAAGCAGUGCUGUGCAUCCUGGCUGUUCUUUGGUGCUGUUAUUGCCCAGGCUUCACUCACCAGGUUUUGCACACUUCAGGGAUUGCCAGCACUGCUGAUCUGAAUUGCCUUAAAGCAUCUUGGGUUUUGAGUCCUGGCUCUCAAGGUGCUGCCUUGGUUUCCUACCCUGCCUCUCCCAACAGCCACAUCCUGGAUCCCCUCAGAGCAAUAAGGCACUGGAACAUGGAGAGCUCUUGGGCAAGUCUGGGGCACCUCACUGCCACUGGGAUGAGAGCCUGUGUUUACUGCAAAGACUUUCUGUUCCCAAAGGUGCACAGAAGCAUGGCAGACCUGUGGUGGAUUUACUCCAAACCUGUCCCAGCAGAUGGCAGAGAGCUAUGGACCUUGUUUCUGCAGUGUUCCUGCAUUACAGCAGUGAUAGGAGGCCUCUUUUACAACUGGAUGUUUGCUUCCCUGGAGUACUCCUGGCACCUCUCCGUUGCCAUGGCCAUCUCCUUCAGUCUGCUGCUCCUCCUGACUCUCCUUUUGGUGCAUCCUGCCCGUUGUGUCUUCAGCAUGAUCAUGCCCACUUUAGGCACCAAGCAGGGCCGGAGGUUUCUCUUCUCCACCUGCAUCAUGAUCGCAGUGGUGAACAUAGUGCCCAACAUCAUAGGCAACAUUAAAACCAUACUGCAGGUUAUUAAGUGCAUCUGCAAGAAUUCCUCUGACAGCCUUCUGAACUCAACUGCCCUGCUAGAGAAAGUUUCCUGGGAGUUUGGGGAUGCAAUCCAAGAAACCAUUCAUUCCAUUCAUAAGCCUAUGAAUGGACAUUUUCGCUUUUUGUUGCUUCAGAACAGCUCCUUCAUUUACCAAAAAAUGCACCUUGCUGGUGAAAAAAUUAGCAGAGAGUUCUUGUCUGUUGAGAUUUUGGUCAGAGACUCAAUACUGGUAGCCAACAGACUGGCUGCUGCCUUCUUCAUGCUCUAUCUCUGUUUUGAAUCCGCCUGGUAUUUGAAGAAUUAUCUCACCAACCUCCGCUUUGACAAUUUUUACAUCACCAAAAAGCUGGAGCGUUUAGCCAUGGACAGAAGAGCAGCUCAUCUCCUGGUGGGCUCAUCCAAAAAACUCAUCCGACCAACAGGCUUGAAGCUGUCCUGGGAGGAAGGGAUGCUGUGCCUCGUGCAAGCCAUGCUGGUCACUGUGGCCCUGAUGCUGAUGCUGGUGGUCGUGGCCAUGGACCACUUUGCGUUCAGUGUGGCAGACACAGCGGUGAGAAAGGCAGCUCAGUUCUCUGCAGUGCCUGUCACUCUCAACAUCAAAUACAAGGCUGAAAUAGGGAUCAUGCGCUUUCUAUUCCAAGUUUCUGGGCGUCCUUCUGAAAAAUUACUGCUCAGGGACUUCAACAGGACCUACCACCAUCAUCUGAUCUUGAGCUCUGCCCACUGCAGGAUCAUCCCUCCCACACCUCCCAACCCCUCAGUGCUGCUCGUUGUGGGGCUGCUCUUCUGCAUCCUCUACGCCACCGUGUUCCUGGAAACCUACGCACGCCGCCUGUGCCGGAACAUCGCAGCCUCCUUCUUCCAGAGCUGGGAGGAGAGGAGAGUGCUUUACCUGUACAGGAAACUGUCCAGGAGGCACGGGAAGGAGCAAAACUGUGUGAAGGAUGCUUUGGGAAGUCAGGGAGAUGUCUGACACUACAGCAUGGGCUUCUGCCAUAGGAUCACACAUUUAAUUUUCCAGAGUGAGAGAAGUGUUUGGAGCUUGGGGAAAAAAUGUCACAUUUUUGCAUUAUUUUGAGAAAAAUGGGCUACAAUUCCUUUUGUUUUUUUGGUUUUUUUUUUAAUAUCUAGAAGGUCUGGAGUCUGCUGUUGCAUAUGUGCAGCAGUAAGCAAGGAUAACUGGGAAAUACAUGGGAGCUGGGGUCAGGUAGGAGCUCAUUUACCUUCUCCACCACAUACUGGAAGAAGUACACACUUCCUUUCUUUCUUAACUUAUACCUUCAGGCAACAAAAAAGGAAAGACAUUUGACUUGAUUAAUUUAAUUUUCAAUGAGCUUUUCCUUUCAGAUUUUGUGCACAGAAACCUAGGUAGACUGGAUAAAUUUAGAAGAUAGUUUAUUCACCAAAGAAAGUCUCACUUUCAACCUGCUGAAAUAAAUUCAAGAUCAAUAUGA